AUGGUACUUUCUUGUUGCAUUGGGGCUAUGAUGAACGAAAUCAGCAAGGCUGUACUGCAUAGCUACAAGCGCCCGAAGGGAAACUUGCACUUGCCCAAGAAACCAAACAACUGCUUCAAGGAGCUAUUUGUACCACCAACAAAACCUUCUUCAUCCACCACUAUUGGGCCGAUCUUUUGUUGUAGUACUUGUGCCGGUAGCAAAAAGAUCUCCGCUUUGUUUGGCAUCAAGAUAUCAAGAUUCGAUACGGUAUUGGCUCGACGUGUUUUUUGGGAGGGCAGAAGGAAAGAAGGUUUUCUUCAGGUUGCCUGCCACUUGCCGUUCGCGAGCCAAGAUCUACUCUUCAACUAA
This is a messenger RNA of Seminavis robusta, 351 nucleotides long. Lineage: Eukaryota; Bacillariophyta; Bacillariophyceae; Naviculales; Naviculaceae. The record is from the annotation of a GenBank genome assembly.